UUGCUGCGCAAUUUUCUCACUGAAGUUCAGGAAAUGCAAGUUCUAGUCUUGCUAGUGGCUCUGCUGAGUGUGUGUUCUUGGACCACACUAAGUGUGGACGGUGUGACCAUCUCCCUGAAUGGCGAGCCUAUUCAAAACAAUAACAUAUCAAGGAGAAGUGUGUACGACUUUGAGUUUGUGAAUUUAAAUGAUGAUUUCGACAGAGCUAUGAGGUGUCAGUCUGAACUGUCUGUCUCUGAAAUCCCUGCAGCUACUUAUGCAUGUCAUGUUGGUGAUGGAGAUGGUCCAGUACCUUGUGUUUGGCCAGAACCAGAGUACAUAAGGUUUGGUAGUGAUAGGCAUUAUAUAACUCGAGGAUGGAGUGGAAGGAGAGUAGACGAAGGUAAUCGUCGAGUACACUACUUGUGGAGAAGGUGGGAAACUCCAGAGGAAGGAUAUAUCAACUGUUAUAUGAUUAAUGACAUUAACCCUGUAUUAGGACUGUACGUCCUCUACCCCAGUGAGUGGCCAUCUAUCAAUGGUGUAAGUGAGAGAUGUUCAGUAUUGUUCCCCUCCUCCAGUCACUGGGGUAACGGCAGCUAUUGAGGUGGAGGCAGGAACAUCAACAUUCAGAGUGAGGUGUACUUCCACUGGUGGUAGAGCUCUCAACAUGGCCGUCUCUGGACCUAAUGGAUACAAAUCUGACAUCAGUACCAACAUACAGCCAGUGGGUACUCCAUGGUUUCUGAGUAAUGACAUCUACACUGCCAGGACUGAAGUCAUAUCCAGUGGCAGAGAUGGAGAUGUAUUCCAAUGUAAUGCCACUGGCCUCACAUCAACAACUGCUAAUGUAGCUGUGAGAGCUGGUGCUCGACCCAUAACCUCACUGGAGCAAACAGCUCUCACUACUGUUAGAGUGACCUGGUCUCCAACACCAGAACUCCCAGUGUCGUACAGAGUACACUAUCUCCUAGCUGGGGGAACUGGUGGAAAUGGGACUAAGACUGUUGCAGCAGACACAACUAGUACUGAAAUAACUGGUCUCACUAACAGAGAAACCUACAUCAUCUCAGUAGAAGUUGUUUCCAGCUUACCUGAUGUCAUUCCUGCAGUCGCUGAAGAGAUUAUUACCCUUGCUCCAGAUACUCCCGAAAGGGUAGUAGUUACUGCAGAAUCAGCCAGUGUCAGAGUGUCCUGGGAUGCAGUAGAAGAUGCUGACAGAUACACUGUCACAUUUUCUCAAGUUCGGGGAUAUUACCAGCAGGGGCUGUGCAACCCUACCAACUCUCAUACUGCCACUCUGACAGUCAGUGCUCCCUCCACUACUGUCAGUAUUGCUGUAGGAGGAGAUGUGGGGUCAACAGUGACUGAUAUGUUGAGAGCCUACACCACAUAUGAGGUGACUGUGAAUGCAGUCAGUGAUGUUAGAGGUACCAGUCGACCCAGGGAGACCAGGAGAGUUCUAACACCACAGACAAGUGCAGGAGAGGCUCCGGGGGAUGUGAGAGCAGAGGCUGAGAGCCCCACUGAGAUCUCUGUCCAGUGGAGUGGCCUCUCCAACUGUAGACUGGUCAAUGGUCCAAUCACUCAGUACAGAGUUCAGUUCACUGCCAACGGCAGAGCUGAGACCGUAGACCAAGUGCUAGGAGAUGGUGAAGACUGGAUGAGUGGAGGACGAGUUACACUGACUGGACUGACUUCCCUAACCAACUACUCCAUAUCAGUAGCAGCUGUGAAUGAGAAUGGAGAUGUUGGACUGUAUUCUGACCCUUUAACCGUACUAACUCUGCAAGCAAUAGUGGGGCUGGCAGAGACAUCCUACACUAUAGGAGAGUCAGAUGAAGUGGUUGAGGUGUGCAUCAAUGCAGUUGGUACCACUUCUUCGUGUCCCAGCACCGAGUCUUUCCAUGUCACCCUUUCCACUAGCGAUCAAACUGCAGAGAGUCCAGCAGACUAUGUGGCAGUGGACCAAGUGCUGACGUUUGCUGCCUGUGAGAGCCAGCGUUGUGUGAAUGUGAGUCUGGCCAAUGACCUGGUCAGUGAACCGGAGGAGACCUUCUCUCUCAGUCUCACACGGUCCACCAGAUCUCACAUCUCCAUCACCUCCGCCACUGGAGUGGUGGUUAUUACUGAUGAUGAUGAGAGGCCAGCUGAGGUCAGUUUCCUCCCAGUGAAUGCCACAGGAGUGAGGAUCUCCUGGAGUGGCAGUGUCCACCUCCCCACCUCCAUCCACUACACCGUCUCCUCUCCACCAAUGGCGUCAUCAUUAGCCAAU
Molecule: messenger RNA, 2254 nt
Organism: Geodia barretti
Lineage: Eukaryota; Metazoa; Porifera; Demospongiae; Tetractinellida; Geodiidae
Source: the annotation of a GenBank genome assembly